UCCAUCAGGGCAAAGGAGAUACCAAACCUUAAGCCACCAUGUCCAAGACACCAAUCGAUCUCCUUCCCAAUCAAUCCCCGGAUGCUGUUCAUUGCAGAUCGUGAUGCCAGCGUUCGUUCCUGCCACGCCGCAGCAGACCAGUUGGGCAGUCUGGCUAGCUGCGAUCGUGUGUGCCGUCCUAGCAAUAGCUGUGAUCAUCGCCGGCAUCGUCGUGUUCGCCAUCUACAUUAUCUACCAGCCCAAGAUGCCAUACAUCAAGGUCGCCUACGCACACCUCAGCAAUCUCGUCUACGACCAAUCGGGGCUUCUCGAGAUCGAGAUGGUCCUGAAUCUGGUGGCAGAGAACGACAACAAAAAGGCCCACGCCAGCUUCUCCGACCUGAGCUUCCUCCUCCAGUUCCAUAGGAUCGACGUCGCGGCGCUGCGGGCCGACCCGUUCGACGUCGCCAAGAACAGCUCGUUGGAGCUCGAUUACCACUUCCCUUCGUCGCCGAUCCCGCUGGACCAGGCUGCCAUGGAGACCAUGGACGUGGCGCUGAAGCGGGGCGUCGUGUCGUUCGACCUCAGCGGGCAUGCUAGGACACGGUGGAGGGUGGGGAUCUUUCUCUCCGUCAAGUUCCGGACGUCCCUCUCGUGCGAGCUCCGGUUCUUCUGGCCGAACGGGAGCGCCGUCAACUUGGACUGCAGCUCGAAAUCCCCCUGACCCCCCAUCGAGUACAUGGCGAAAUCUGACCAAAAAUAGUUCUUUUCUUUCUCUUUACUCGACAUUCAGAUCACACUUCCUUUAGAUUUCUGAAUCUGUAUGGUCUUAGAUGCAUCCGGGUCUUGUUCGCCGAUAAUUCCAUUCAUCGAGAGA
Messenger RNA from Musa acuminata AAA Group (dessert banana), 856 nucleotides. RefSeq lists its product as uncharacterized. Gene Ontology annotation, cellular component: plasma membrane. Lineage: Eukaryota; Viridiplantae; Streptophyta; Magnoliopsida; Zingiberales; Musaceae. The record is from RefSeq and is a predicted model, not a curated record. The transcript has a single exon. Bases 104 to 703 code for a protein of 199 amino acids.